Emericellopsis atlantica is the source of this 2385-nucleotide messenger RNA. RefSeq names its product glycoside hydrolase family 47 protein. Bases 396 to 2165 code for a protein of 589 amino acids. The record is from RefSeq and is a predicted model, not a curated record. NCBI's taxonomy places the organism in Eukaryota, Fungi, Ascomycota, Sordariomycetes, Hypocreales, Bionectriaceae. Gene Ontology annotation, cellular component: Golgi membrane; endoplasmic reticulum. Gene Ontology annotation, molecular function: mannosyl-oligosaccharide 1,2-alpha-mannosidase activity; calcium ion binding. The transcript is spliced from 2 exons. Gene Ontology annotation, biological process: carbohydrate metabolic process; N-glycan processing.
GAGUCUGCGCGGCUCCAUCUGUCGGCCAGCGCUUCGUAUGCGAAAUGAGAUGGGCCAAGUGGGUGGGUGUACUCUGUACGUUGGAUCGCAGUCAUCCUAUCGAACGGCCAUUCAAUGGGGGCGACGGCCAAGCAUCGUUCUUGGGAGUAGAUCAAUGCAUGCCCAGCAUUUCUGGGCUUACACCUUCUUGCUGUCCGUGCUUGGCUUUGCUCUUCCAUCGUUUUCCUUCUUCUCAUCAUUAUCAUCAUCAUCAUCAUUCAUUGCUAAACGGCGCUUUCAUUCUCUCGGGUUCGUUUGACGCAGUUUGAACAGCAGCGCGAGCCAGCGCAACCACCAGCAAAUCCAACACGGCGGUCGCAUCGAGACAUGCGCCUGUCGAGCCAGUAGCCACAGGCAUGUUAACACAACUUCAAGGACGCCCCGGUCGUCGCUACCUCGCCAUCGUUCUCUUCCUCGUCGUUGUCGUCUUCCUAUGGCCCAAUUUUAGCUCCGGUCCAGUGGAAUCCGAUUCGUUCGACAGCACAUCCCCCGAGUCGGAUGACGAUGGAGCAGCGCUGAUUGCUCCCGGUGCCAAAACGCUCGACAGCUUCAAGUACAUACCGAGCACGUACGACUGGAGCAAAGCCGAGCAGUUCCAUCCCGUGGACCAGCAGUUCAAGCUACCGACCGGCCAUGCGAUCAAGUUUCCCCGCAUACAAGCUCGGUCGACGAGCAAGAUCCUCAAGGACAAUAUCUCGGCGUCGAGGAAGCAGACAAUCAAAUCCAAGUUUAUCAAGAGCUGGGAGGCCUACAAGAAGCAUGCGUGGACGGAAGACGAGCUGAUGCCGCUGUCGGGCAAAGGCAAGACCUCAUUUUCAGGAUGGUCGGCUCAGCUGGUCGAUGCGCUCGACACGCUCUGGAUUAUGGAUCUGCAGGAUGAAUUUCGACGUGCCGUCAAGGAGGUUGCGGUCAUUGACUGGGCCAAGCCCAGCGAUCCCAAGAUCAACCUCUUCGAGGUGACCAUCAGGUACUUGGGAGGCAUCCUAGCAGCGUACGACCUCUCUGGCGAGGCCGCACUGCUAGCCAAGGCUGUCGAGUUGGGCGAUGCCUUGUACAGUACAUUCGACACACCCAACCGCCUGCCCUCGCAUUGGCUUUAUUACGAGACAGCACGUCAAGGUCAGCAGCAAGCCGACACGAGCAUGUCCGGCGCGGCGGGCGGCUCGCUGUGCGUGGAGUUUACACGCCUGAGCCAGCUCACAGGCAAUGACAAGUACUACGAUGCGACAGAGCGCAUCAAGCAGUUCUUCUACCGCUCCCAGAACAAGACGGCCCUUCCAGGGCUGUGGCCCCACGACAUGAACUACCGCGAGGAGAUUGUCGAUGACACGAGGUUCAACCUGGGCGCAGGCAUGGACUCGCUAUACGAGUACCUCCCCAAGAUGCACCAGCUUCUCGGUGGCCAGGAUCCCGAGUAUCAGGAAAUGGUGGUGACGGCUCUUGAUGCCGCAAAGGCCAAUGUCCUCUUCCGUCCCAUGACGCCCACCGAUGCCAACAUCCUCAUGGCCGGCAACGUCGUGGUGAGGAACGGCCAGGCCAAGUUGACAGCCGAGAUGGAGCAUCUCACAUGCUUCAUCGGGGGCACGUACGCACUCGCUGGCCGACUCUUUGCGCGUGAGGACUACAUUGACCUUGCCUCGCGCCUGACGAAUGGUUGCAUCUGGGCAUACGACAACUUUGAGACCAACAUUAUGCCUGAGUCGUCCGAGCUCGUGGCGUGCCCGACCCUAGAUGGCCCUUGCGAGUACGACAGCAGCCGGUUCCCCGCCACGCGCAGCUCACACCUGCCCGACGGCUUCGUGAGGGUGAAGGACUCUCGGUACAUGCUCCGACCCGAGGCCAUCGAGAGCGUCUUCUACAUGUGGCGCGUCACGGGCGACCACGCCUGGCGCGAGGCCGCAUGGCGGAUGUGGGAGGGCAUUGUGAAGGAGACGGAGACGGAGCUGGCCUUUUCAUCGAUUGCCGAUGUCAAAGUCCACGCGAGCACAAAGUCUGACUCCAUGGAGACAUUCUGGAUGGGCGAGACGCUCAAGUAUUUCUACUUGAUCUUCGAUGACGAGAGCACAAUCAGCCUCGACGAGUGGGUUCUCAACACAGAGGCGCAUCCCUUGCGACGGCCAACUUAGAGUGCAGUGUAGUAUGUAAAAGGCGUAACUGGGGGCAAUUGAUGGUCUGUUGAUAUACAGAGGAUUUGAUCGCAACACAUGGGGCACCUCUAAUUGAGAGGUGUCUGUAUAUAUAGACGAGCCCGACGCAAUUACAACCUACAGCUCAUCUACUACUUAUUUACUUCCAUUGGCGUACUUAUUGCUAUCGUUCCAUGAAAAUGUAUUGUUCUACGUUUUA